This is a messenger RNA of Helicoverpa armigera (cotton bollworm), 3092 nucleotides long. RefSeq names its product facilitated trehalose transporter Tret1. The transcript is spliced from 7 exons. Gene Ontology annotation, cellular component: membrane. Gene Ontology annotation, molecular function: transmembrane transporter activity. Lineage: Eukaryota; Metazoa; Arthropoda; Insecta; Lepidoptera; Noctuidae. Bases 255 to 1640 code for a protein of 461 amino acids. Gene Ontology annotation, biological process: transmembrane transport. The record is from RefSeq and is a predicted model, not a curated record.
UACACAUGCUCAUGAUUAUAGGUUAUAAAAAGUAGUCGCUUGACAGACGUCAAUUGAAACGCAAGCGCACCAAGAAUAAUCGCGAAAUUUUGACAUUUUCAAUGAAAACGUGAACCGCGAAAUACGAAAAGUGAUAACAGAACAUCGAAUUCUGUCAUGAAUCUAUUUUUAGUGAUAGUGUCUAAAAAAUAACCUACAAGCGACUUUGUUUUUUUUUCGUAAUACCUGACACGGCGCCCGGAAUAUAUUCAGCCAUGGACCGGCGGAAAAACGAAAGUAGUUCGAAAAAGCAGAUAUUGACUGCUUUAGUUGCAACCAUCCCAACGUUCACAUACGGCAUCCAGAUCGGCUGGCUAUCUCCCAUGGGCCCACUGCUCAAGUCUGCAUCAACGCCUGCUCAAGCGCCGCUCACUGAUAGCGACAUCUCGUGGAUGGCCGCCACACUACCGCUCGCCGCCAUUACUGGGAUCCCGUUCUUUAGUUACGCGUCUGAUCAUAUUGGGAGGAAGAUCUGUGUGAUAUUGGUGUCAUUGUUGUCUUGUAUAUCAUGGACAAUAAAACUAACAGCGAUCAUGCCAUCAGCGCUCAUCGCAGCGAGAGCAAUAGCCGGCCUCGCGGCAGGGGGGUGCUUCGUAGUCGUGCCAGUCUACGUCAAGGAAAUCUCCGAAGACACACUACGAGGGGCCUUGGGGUCCCUGAACAUGACUGUGUGUAAACUAGGGGUCAUAUUCGUGUAUGCCGUCGGAAUGGCCGUCUCGUAUCAAGUGAAUCAAGCUGUGUAUUUGGCGGUGGCGUGCGCACAUGUGGUCGUGUUUUGUUUUAUGCCGGAGUCGCCGAAUUAUUUGUUGAAGAUUGGGCAGGAGAAGAAAGCUGCCAAAACAAUAUCCUGGCUGCGGAGCCUGAACAAGAACCACAAGGUGGUGGUGGAAGAGAUCCUCAAGCUGAAGGAGGAACAGCGCCAGUUCGAGGAGACCUCCCGGGUGUCACUGCUCAGUGUGGUCCGCGACCGCACGACAUUCUCGGCGCUACGCAUGACGCUGGUCCUCAUGGCGAUGCAAACGCUCUCCGGGUGCUUCGCCCUCAUGAACUAUGCAGCUGAUGUGUUCCACCGCGCCGGCACUCAGUGGAGCCCUAACACGCUCGCGCUGGCGGUGGGCUCACUGCAGUUGGCGGGGUCUUUCUUUACAACUGUCUCUAUUGAGAAGUUUGGGAGGAAGAUACCCCUAGCCUGCAGUUCCCUAGUGGUAUCAAUAUGUAUGACAACCUUAGCCACUUGUUUCUUACUGGGUAGCGGCGUGGCUAGCUGGCUGCCGGUCGUGGCAGUGUGCGUCUGCAUACUGGCCUAUGGGGCUGGACUGGCCCCGGUACCUAUGGUUAUAAUGGCCGAGGUUUUUACGUUUCAAGUGCGCGCACGCAUGGCAGGAGCAUCAAUGGCGUUUUCAUUCUUCUGCAGCUCAAUGACAGUUCUCUUCUACACGCCCAUAGCCAACCAGUUCGGGGCUUACGUCGUGUUCUAUACUUUCGCGGCUGUCACUCUAUUUGGGGUGGUCUACACUGUAUUAUGGGUACCAGAAACUAAAGGAAAAAGCUUGGAAGAGAUACAGAAGUAUUGGAAAAAGACUGAACCUGUUUUUGUAUGAUUACCUUCCCUUGAAUUUUUCUUGUAGACUUUGUUGAAAGGUGUAAAUACAUUCCUUAUUUGAAAGUCCUUGGUUGGCCCAAGCGUGUUGUAGGUAUUAUGAAAAUUUUUAUGAUUUUGUAAAAAAAAAAUGAUGGUGUGUGUGAAGGUUGAGAAAAUAUCAUAGUAGGCCAGUCAUUAUUUCCUUGUACCUCACUCCUUGUAUCUCAUAAUUCUUUUUCGUUAUUUUUUUAAAUAUGAAUAUGUUAGUCCAUUUUUAAUAUGUAUGGGUAUUAAAUAAUUCUAAAAGUAUUAAAGAAUUAGGUAAACUACACUUACCAGUAUUUUGGAGUACAAAAGAACUUUAAUUGGAUAAGAAUAGAAAGAUAAAGUACCUAAGUACUUGCUAAUUAUUAAAUUAACCUUUUGAACGCCAAUGUCGGCUAUAGCCGACAUGAGCAAGCGUGCCCUGUGCGCCAACGACGGCUAUACUCGACAAAAAACAGGUCGCAGAAAAAUACAAAAUAAACCUAUUAAAUCAUUACUUUUAUGUAUUUUUUAGUAGAUAUUUAAUUAAGAUUUUCGGGCUUGGCGUACAGGGCAUAGGAAUACCGAUAUGGCGUGGCGGUGAAAAGGUUAAAAUAAUGCAAUCUCAUUAAACUGGUUAUUAUAAUGUAAAUUAUGAAGUUACUAUAAUAUGAAUUUAUUUAUUUGUAAAAAUGUAGUUCUUACAGAUAAGAUUGAAUAUAUCGAUUCCUAGUAUUUUUUAUACACAUAUAAUAUCAGUUUUGUAAAUAUAGAAUUGUAUGGUGUUUGGGAUGAGAGGAUGAACUUUGUAUAUUGUAAUGUUAUGGGUUAACUAAGACUAAUAAAAUGAAAAACUUGCGUAUAAUAAAUGUAUGUCUAUUUAUUGUUAUCAGUGAAUACGAACUAAACCUCUUAGCAUAAAGGUUGUGACAGGUAAACCAAAUGGAACUUUUCAAAUGGAAAACCACCAAGAAAUGUGUUUAUUAUUUAUUUUUGAUACAUAACUACAGAGAAUCACUGCGACAGUGGAGCGAGCGCUGUGUCGCUAAUAUUUUCCGUUUUUGGUACACCUUAAAUUAAAUUUUAUGAAUAAAAAAGUUAUGAAUUAAUGCCGGUCUUGCACGAAUGUUCUGGACAUCGGAGCGGGGUGAGCGAACCCUAUAGUAACUAAUCAAAUAAAUGGUACAUGUCUUUACUUAGAAUAAAUAAACUAUUCAAUAUGUCCUUAUCAUCAGAUCAUACAGGGUAAAUGUAUUUCAAAAAUCUGUGACCUUAUUGACCUCAAGUUAUCAAGCAGACGGAGCGCGUGUGUAGCUACAGGGUUCAAUCUCCGAUAAAAACCUACAAUUGAUAUUUAGAAUAAUAUCACGAAAAAUUAAAUUAUUUUAGUUGACGAAUACCUAAAUUAAUAGGCCGGUAUCUGAGAUACGUCACACGUAAAUAAAAA